AAUAGAGGUGUACACUUUUUACAGAUUAAUUUUGAAUUUAUUCAAAAAUAUAUACCGUGUAGUAAUGUGACUUAACAUAGACACAGGAAAUAAAGAACGUGACCCCAGAGCCCGGUAAUAAUUUUCACGAAUUUUAUGUCAGUAUGCCGACGGAAAGCCACUCCCCUUUAAGACAUCAUCAUCAUCAUCAUCAUCCCCACAUCUCCUCCUCAGCUCGCCGCUGCUGCUGCUGUUCUUCUAGUUAUUGAUGUAAUGGAGAAGAAAGCGAGCGAGGGAUUCACAGUUUAGUCACUACAUUCUUUCUGCCAACAUCCUAAAGCUUGAAGGCGGAAAUCCCUUUCGGCAGCCCAAAAAAAAAAGACAGAUUAAUCUGGUUGACAUACAGAUUCUUCUUAAUUGUCCCGUGGGAGAAAAGAAACGCACGAGCAUAAUCAUGAAGAGAUUAACGGGCAAGACGAAAGAAGCCACUUUGAUAGAAAUGUCCAACACGCUGGAUUCUCAGAUUGAAGAUGGCUGUGCCGUUCUGACGGGCUACCGGAGGACCUUUCAGGCAGGUAAUAAUGGCAACAUUAACUCCAUCUCUGACCGAGGGACACAGCUGCCUGGUCACCGGGAGAUAGACAAGUUUGGACAGAACAGGGACUCCGUGUUCUUCAGGGAUGGUGUACGGCGCAUCGAUUUUGUUCUGUCCUACAUUGACGACAAGGAUGGAGACAAGAAAGCGGAGAGAAGAAGAGAGUUUGAAGCUAACCUGGAGAAGGCUGGUCUUGAGCUGGAGACUGAAGAUAAAUCGGAGUCAGAUGACCGUAAGACGUAUUAUCUGAAGAUUCACGCUCCGUGGGAAGUGUUGGCCACCUAUGCUGAUGUGCUAAAGAUCAAAGUGCCCUUUAAAGCGAGUGAUAUUCCCAAAGCUCGAGAAGUUCCUCUGGAGUGGCUCACUCAACCUUUCCGGCUGCCAGACAACAUCAUGAGGCCAGAGCCGGACUACUUCACUGCACCUUUUGACAAGAGCAAGGUCGACUUCUUCCUCAUUGAUGAUAAGGACACAUUUUUUCCUCCCUCCACUCGCAACAGGAUUGUGUACUACAUCAUGACCCGCUGCCCUUACUACAAGGAAGACCGUUUAGAGAAAGAUAAGACAGGAAUUAAACGACUGCUAAACAAUGGCACCUACACCUCAGCAUAUCCCCUUCAUGAUUGCAAGUAUUGGAAGAAGGCACAAGACAUGCAGUGUGAGAGUGAGAGGUAUCAUCUGUACAAAUACUGGGCUGGGUUCCUCUGCUUCUACAAAGAGCAACCGCUUAAUCUGAUCAAGAAGUACUAUGGUGAGAAGAUUGGUAUCUACUUUGCCUGGCUGGGCUUUUACACAGAAAUGCUGUUUUUUGCUGCAGUCAUGGGAGUGAUCUGUUUUGUUUAUGGUGUGCUUAGUUACGAAGACAACAUCACAAGUAAAGAGAUCUGUGACCCAGACAUCGGUGGGAUGAUUGUCAUGUGUCCACUCUGUGAUAAAAAGUGCAGCUACUGGAAACUCAACUCAACGUGUCUGUCCUCCUGGCAAUCUCAUCUAUUUGAUAACGAGGGGACUGUGUUCUUUGCCAUGUUCAUGGGUAUUUGGGUGACCCUGUUCCUGGAGUUCUGGAAGCGGCGGCAGGCCCGUCUGGAGUAUGAGUGGGACCUUGUGGACUUUGAGGAGGAACAGCAGCAGCUACAGAUCAGGCCAGAGUAUGAGUUGAAAUGCACAGGCCGCAGACUCAACCGCAUCACGCAGGAAAUGGAGCCUUAUCUUCCUUUCCCCAGCAAGUGUGCCCGAUUCUGUCUGUCUGGAGCAACAGUUCUCUUUUGGACAUGUCUGAUAGUGGCCUGUAUAAUGGGAGUAAUCGCUUAUAGAUUGGCGGUUUAUGCAGCGUUCGCUAGCGUCAUGAAGGACAGCCCCACCAGUAAAAUCCAGCUGGUGGGAUCUCUCAUCACCCCUCAGCUUGCCACCUCGGUCACCGCUUCCUGCAUCAACUUUGUCAUUAUCCUCAUCCUCAACUUCCUCUAUGAGCAUCCAUCCAUAUCAAUCACAUAUAUGAAGAUCCCCAAGACCCAUCUGGAGUAUGAGAACAAGCUGACCAUGAAGAUGUUUAUGUUCCAGUUUGUGAACUACUACUCUUCAUGUUUCUAUGUGGCCUUCUUUAAAGGGAAGUUUGUUGGUUAUCCGGGAAACUACACUUAUAUGUUUGGAAAGUGGAGCAAGCUGAGAAAUGAGGAGUGUGCCCCUGGAGGCUGUCUGAUUGAGCUAACCACACAGCUGCUUAUCAUCAUGGCUGGAAAACAAAUGGUUGGGAACGUCCAAGAGGCUCUGCUGCCACUUCUCAGAAACUGGUGGGGCAGCAGGAAAGGGCGAAGUCAUCCAGAGAGUACAUACAGUAGAUGGGAGCAGGACCACGAUCUACAGAACUUCAGCCAGUUUGGACUCUUCUAUGAGUAUCUGGAGAUGGUCAUCCAGUUUGGCUUCAUAACACUAUUCGUAGCCUCUUUUCCACUGGCCCCUCUUCUCGCCCUCUUCAACAACAUCCUGGAGGUGCGAGUCGAUGCUUGGAAGUUUACUACACAGUUCAGAAGGCCAGUGGCAGCGAAGGCUCGCAACAUUGGAGCGUGGGAAGAGAUCCUUAAUGUGGUGGCCAUCUUGUCCGUGGUCACAAAUGCUUUCAUCGUUGCAUUCACCUCAGAUAUGAUUCCUCGCCUGGUCUAUCUGUACGCCUACCACACAGGCAGCAAGGCCACUAUGAGAGGUUACAUCGACAACAGCCUCUCCUUUUACAACAUCUCUCAGAUCCCUGAUGCUAACCUACCUGAAGCUGGAGAAAACCCAUCAUGGUUUAACAACUCUACUAUCACAACAUGCAGGUAUCGGGACUACAGAUACCCACCUGGGCAUGAGAAGCAGUACACACACACCAUGCAGUUCUGGCACAUCUUGGCUGCUAAACUAGCCUUCAUCAUCAUCAUGGAACAUGUUGUAUUUGUGGUGAAAUUCUUCGUGGCGUGGCUGAUUCCAGAUGUGCCGGCAGAAGUAAAGGCCCGUAUAAAGCGCGAGCGCUUUCUGGUUCAGGAAUACCUGCACAACUACGAAGUGGAGAAACUCAAGAUGCAGCUGAGCCAGAGUUUCUGCCUGUCCACAGAAACAGCCUCACUGCUGCCCUCUAGUCCAAGUAAACACCAGGUGCUUUCUGAAUGUAUCUGAAUAUCCCUGAACCCUCAGGACUACUCACAUAUACUAUACACUGCAAAGCAUGGAGGAACCAAAUCUUCGGGAAACCUUAAUACUAGGGCUGCACGAUUAAUCGAAUGCUAUUGUCAUGAGCAUCUUGUCAGUAAAGCCGGUUCUGUGAUUAGUAGUUGAUCUCCAUCACGUGCUUUCAGAUGGAGCAGCAUUUACUACACACACAGAGCAGUAGUUCACUGACAAGCUACGAUUAAAUUGCUCGAUUUUGAAAUUGAAGAAAUCAUUCUGCGAUUAUGAAAGCUGUUUGCGUAGCUUGUCAGUGAACUGCGGCUCUGUGUAGUAAAUGCUGCUCCAUCUGAAAGCAUGUGAAAUUACCACAUUUAAUAACAUUUUUACUCCAAACCCACUUCAUGGGUGUUUGAAAUAAAUCCUUAUGUGAGAUUAUGUGGCUUCUUACACAGAAUAAGGCAAGCAACAUAUUUCAUAGUAUUCCAAGCAGUGAUAAAAGCUAAGGUCAAUUAGCAUUGCAUUAUUAUAUACUUCAUUAUAAUAAAAAUUAUAAUAAGACAAACUCAGAUAAACCAUAUAUUGUCGUAGUCAUGUGUUUAUUAGUCACUGUUGAAUUAAUGAAAGCAGUUAAAUCUUCUGUUUAUUCAGCAACCUAAAAGCAUUUACUGGGUUUCUUCUGCGAGGCGUAUUUGUAGUUUCAGUGCGAGAGCGCCGUCUGGCUUUCGGAGGGAGAUUUACUACUGAUCACAGAACUGUGCUUCACUGAAAGAUACACAUGACAAUCACUGCUUCUGCCUAAUCGUGAAUUAUCACAUUUGUGAUUUAAUUUUAAUUAAUCGUGCAGCCCUACUUCAUACAUUUAUUGCAAAGAACCGCCUGUCCACAUCCAAACAACUGCCAGAACUUUUAUAAAGACCUACAUGCCUAACAGUCUCUUUUCUGCUUGAGGUUUGUGGGAAAACAUUACCGCUUUCCUUUGUGUUUCUCUCUAAUGUCUGGAGUGCACUUGCUUAACUGCACUUUUACAAAGGAGAAAGGCUUGGAGACAGAUCACCAAGAUUUCAGCGGCAAACCCUCUGGAAUGCAGCCUGCUGUUCCUCAGGUUGCCUUUAAAGCAAGCUGCUGUGAAUUCAACUUAUGAAUAAUCAUUUAUGACCAUUAAAAGAAUGAACAUGUUUAGAAGGCAAUAAGAAUUUAUGUCCGUCCAGCUUGUUGCGACUAUAUUUUUUUGAAGUAGUAAUCUGCAUGUGUUUUCCCUGUAUGUCUGACUGUGAAAGAGGUACAUGUAGACAGUGUGUUGUCUUUUUUUUUUUUCGACAUUUUUUGUGGGCAUGUGCAGUUUAACAGUUCAUAUAUGUUGUUGUCCAGUGGAUAUUUUCUCUUAUGAAACACACUGAUAGCUGAAUAGCUAUCAGACAAUAUCAUCAUUCCUGUAGUGCUUACAUCAUCUUGUUUCACAUAAUAUUUAUAUUUUAUUAUUAUUUUAAUUAAUGCUGUACCUUGCCACCCACACAUUUUGUUCUGUCAAAUUAAAAUGUUUUUUUUUUUUUUUUCUUUGUUAUUGUUGGUUUUCUUCAAGGAUGUAUUUAUUGCUACAGAGUUAUCAUAUAACUGAUUUAUUAUCUGGUUGGUUGGAAGGAUUGAUUUGACCAGAUUAAGCUAUAUGUUUUCUGAUCCUUCAAAAAUCAGAAACUCAAGCCUUUAUUCAUCACAUUGUUCUGCAAGAGUCUGUCAAGGUUUGCUAAAUGAACUUUAGCACCCAUCUGUAAUCGAGACUAGGAGAACACUAGUCUUUUUCAUCAUGCCGUUUCUCUGUAACUAAUUUCUGGGGACUUCGAUAUUCACCCUGAUAACUUCAUUUGAUAUUACAGUACUGCUGGGACAAAUUAAUUCAGUGAAACAGACUUUCAGAGAUUCCCAUACAUGUCAAGGCCAAGAAAUGAUCUGUAAUGGUGUAUACAUGCAAAAGGAAAAAUAACAACAUCACGGUUUUCUAAACAAGUGAAUAGAAGGAAUCAAGUGUCCUCUGCUGUAUUACUAACCUGGAGCAAAGAGAUUUGGUACAAACAUUUUGAGCUGCCCCAUCAACAUUUCUGAUGUUUGGUUAUUACUUUCCGUAGCACUGUUGAUGAACACUAUGAACUCAGCGCCAAUCUUCUUCCAUAGGGACUCCACCUGUUUGAAAACAAGCAAACAUGGAUAUUAUGUCUCUUUUUAAGGUGUCUUAUCAAUUUAACUACUCAUUUUGUGAACCAUACCUGUUCAUUUCAUUUCACAAAUGUUAUAUAUUCUUUACAUAUGUAUUUUUAGCCUGUCAUGUGACUUUUGCUGUUAUUCAUCAGUCUUUUAUGGAUACAAAUACAGUUUACAGAAAUUUUCUGAAUAUUGUGUUGCUAUACUUGUAUACAAAGUUUUAUCCAAAACAGAAUGCAUAAUAUACCCUAAGUGAAAUAUUACAGUCUAUUCAUGAUAAAAUAUUAUUUACUAUUAUCAUUUCUAUUAUUUAUUCACUUAGUUUAGGAUAUAUUUGUGUUCAGAUGAGAACAUGUCACACAUGCAUUUGCCUUAAUUGCUGUCAUUAUGUAUGUGUAUAUUAUGUAUCGUCUUAAUUAUUUAGUCUACAAAUGUUUACAGAAUGAGUUGCAUGAAACCGUGUGAAAAAAGUAAGUUUAUGAAUAAUCAUGAAUCAAUCUUAUAAAAGCGAGAACGUGCCAAAAUAAAGUGGUUUAAGUAUA
This is a messenger RNA of Cyprinus carpio (common carp), 5952 nucleotides long. Its product is annotated as anoctamin-5-like. Lineage: Eukaryota; Metazoa; Chordata; Actinopteri; Cypriniformes; Cyprinidae. Gene Ontology annotation, cellular component: plasma membrane. The record is from RefSeq and is a predicted model, not a curated record. Gene Ontology annotation, molecular function: protein dimerization activity; chloride channel activity. The transcript has 20 exons. The coding region runs from base 434 to 3226 and encodes 930 amino acids. Gene Ontology annotation, biological process: chloride transmembrane transport.